Rhizophagus irregularis DAOM 181602=DAOM 197198 is the source of this 2577-nucleotide messenger RNA. Lineage: Eukaryota; Fungi; Glomeromycota; Glomeromycetes; Glomerales; Glomeraceae. The record is from RefSeq and is a predicted model, not a curated record.
AUCUACCAUAGAUACUUCUUUAUACACAAUCCAACAUUAUUACAAAUAUCAAAAAUGAAGAAACGAGCCACCAAAACUGCUGUUCAAAGAACAAUCGAAACACAUGGUUUCACUGCUGAAGAUACUAGUUCUCAUAAGGCAAACUAUAUUCCAAGAACUAUUGAUGUCGUGGAUUUUGCGGAGGCGAGAGCUUUUGAAAUCAAUGCCAUGAAUGAUGCUUUGGAACGAGCGAAUCAAGCUAAAAACUCUAGGGCUGCUCAAACUCUACCUCGCCACCUUCGACGCCGCGCUGCAAGUCAUAAUGUCAAACGAUUACCUGUUCGUUUGAGAAAAAAAGCAAUUGAUGAGAUGGAACUAGAUAAUACUGCUCCAAAAAAACAGAACAGACGCAAAAGAAGGCGUCUGGGUUCCUUAUCUGCUGAAUAUAAGAGACGACAAGGUAAUAAAAAGUGGCUUGAAACCCAUAUGUGGCAUUCUAAACGAAUGAAGAUGACUGAAAUAUGGGGGUAUAAAUUGGCAGAACAUCCAAAUGAAAAAAGCAUCAAGGCAUCAUAUCGAGCAAGUGAACACCUUUCAAUUAUUCAUGAUGUCUCAUACUUUGGAUGGAUAAAAAUAUCUGGCGACCUUAAUAAUAUUGUAAAGUUGUUUAACAGUGUCACUGACCCAACAUUACCAUCUAUAGGAAGUGAAAGAUAUUUAAGUGGAAAACGGCAAUGUUCCACAUUCAUAUACACUUAUUUGAAGUAUCCAACUCAUUUGGUAACACCAAUAAACCUUCUUUGGAUGCCAAUUGAUACAGAGGAUGACAACCGACAUACUCUCAUUUGGAUUCAUCCUAGCGCUUUCGAGGAAGUGUUGACAACUUUGGAAUUUGCAUGUGAACAGUUGAAGUUACAAGAUGCUAUAUCAAUUCAAAAUCUUCAAGAUGAGUUUCUGAUGUUUGAAUUAACUGGUCCACGAUCAACAGCUUUGUUACAAGAGGUUCUGGAUAUAUAUGAUGAGUCUAGCGUUCCUUCCAAUGGAAUGCUGUUAAAGCCACACGUAAAUGAUGAGGCGCAUAGGGUAUGGAGAUCCUUGCGCGACUUGCGAACAUCUACGUCAUUACCUCCUAGCAUUGUAUUAGGAUUAACGGUCCUUGAUCCACGCUUACGUUUCCCAAAGAAAGUUCCACCGCGUUCAAAUAUAAUACCUGUUGGAUCGGAAAGAGACGUACAAGAUAUUUUGGCUAAUUGGCCUAAAAAUGUUGCAUAUUCUGAUUUAUGGAAUGAUAAUUUUCGGAAUGCAUUACGUGACAGUAAAGUUUCUGACGGUGAUUUAGAUAAACGCAGAAGUAAAUUGCUUGUUCCGGGACAAAAGUUACUAUUACAACCGGAAGAUUCUCUAAUUCCAAUCUUAUUAAUACAACGUGAUGGAAUUAACAUGCCGGCUCAAUCAGUAAGAAAGACAUCAUCACCAGAAUUUAUUGGUGGUUGGAAUAUUGUUUUACCUGCAGGCUGGGGAAUGGCUUUUUGGAAAAGUUUUAUUUUUGCGGGUGCAUGGGUCGGGGGAUUGCGGGAGCGUCAUAACCAUCAUUUCGAAUCAGGUAUAUCAUGUUUUCCAUAUGAUUUUCCUGGUACUAAAUCAUUUGAGAAUUUUUCUAAUGGACAGAAAAAGAAAGCACAAUUGGAAUAUAACGCUCGUCCACCUGCAAAGCGUCCAAAUUUUAAAAAACUUCAAGUCGAUUCACCAUUCGAACAACCUUUUUACCAGCUGGUAGAAAUAAAAAUAGAUCAAACCAAAUCACUUGAUAAGAUACUCGAAGUGAAUUCCAUGGAUAUAAUUGAAGAGCCUAAAGACCAAAUACCAUGGUUACUCCAGGGAACAAAAAAUAUUCAUUUACUUGAAAAUUUCGAAAAUCUAAGUGGAGAAUUUAGCCAGGCGCUCUCUACACAAAUUAUGCAAACAUUUAAUUCCAGAGAUAUAAACCCUGAAAAUGAAGUUGAUAUGAGUAAAGCGCUCGUACGUGUUAGAAUAGAGUUCUUGGCAAGGGGAUUACCUGGACCAAAUGCUAUAAUAUAUAAGGCCGAUAAGAAUAAGUAUGAUUAUUGGGCCAAUGUACUCAAAAAUAAAAAAAAUAAUUCAAGUAAUAUAGAAAUUGGUUCGGGUCAAGAAGGUACAGAGAAGGUUCAAUCAUCUCCAUUACCUCCCAAGUCUGACAUAAUUGGUUAUGUCACAACGGGCCAAUUUUCUUUUAGUCAAGGACAUGGAUUUGCAAUUGGAUGUUGUUCAGUGACUGGUAUUUUGGAUCUACUAAAAAUUCAAAGAAGUGAACAAAGGAAAAUAAAAAAAUUUGUUUUAGUUAGAAAGAUAACAAGUAUUAUUUGUCAACCUGCUACAUUAGAAUUUUUAUCGUGAUUAGGUAAGUAAGAUAUUUAUCAAGUCCGACUCAAACAAGCGGUACAACUAUUGUAGUUUUUCUUUACUAUAUACUAUAAAAUAAAAAAUUAUCUUUUUUGAAAAUUUUGUAUGAGUGAUACAAAUAUUUAAAUAAAUAUUAAGUAUUAAUAAUACUAAGUAAUGAUUGUUUAUCCAUUUUAU